AUGACUCGCCCGCCACCACCUUGCGCGAAAUCUUGCACCACCACCACCACUCCCCAUCCGACCAUUACCAUCAAACGUGCGCCUGCUCGUCAGAUAGAGGCCUUUCAAGCCACUAGUAUCGCUGCUACCUCGUGCUUCAUAUCGCCACCCUCUACCGCCAUCCUGCGCCGCUUCUUCGCCAUCAAAGGGCUGCCAUGGCCGGCUCGCACUCCCAAACCUAGCACCCGCAUCCAACCGUCCACCUCGACGCACCGUGCCAAGUCGCCAGCCCGCAGCCCUCAGCCCAUCCCACCCUCGAAUACAAAUUCUACCAAGAUCGCCCACUUCAUCCUCAUGAAGCGCCAACAUCCCACCGCCACCGCCAAGCCUGCCAGUGCCAAGGGCGCAGGCAGCAACUGGAAGGCGCUCAAAAAGACGCUUCAGCCCGAGGCUUCGUCAUCCACCUCGACUCCAUCCCAACAAGGCCGCCGCAAAUCCCUCUCGUAUCAAUCCAAACCAAAGCGCCCAAGGUUCCAUGACGACGUCUCGCCCAACGAAUCCGGAGGCAGCAAGUCCUCCAGCCCGGCGCCAACCUCGUUACCCUGGUUUGCCGAGGACAUUUCGCCACAGGAUCUCGAGCUCGUCCGUCAGAGCGCUUCCGACAAGAUAUCGCGCAGCGGACAGUGGGAGGGUAUCAUGGACGUAGACCUCAAAAAGAAGGUCAUCCUAGGCGGCCUGCCAUCCGACGCCAAUCCAGCCAAGAAGGAGCCGGGCAACUACCUCGCCAUCGACUGCGAGAUGGUCGGUGUCGGCGACAAGGGCUCCGAAUCUGUACUCGCGCGCGUCUCCAUCGUCAACUUUCACGGCGCCACCAUCAUGGACCGCUUCGUGCGUCCACAGGAAAAGGUGACCGACUACCGCACCUGGGUCUCGGGCGUUCGUCCCAGGGACCUCAAGGGCGCACCUUCCUUCAGCGAGGUGCAGGGCGAAGUGGCUGCUCUCAUCAAGGGCAAGGUGCUCGUCGGGCAUGCCAUCCAGAACGAUCUCAAGGCGCUCUUGCUCUCGCAUCCUAAGCCACUCACGCGCGAUACCGCCACCUUCCAACCGCUGCGCGACUUGGCAAAGACAAAAUACCCAAGUCUCAAGAAGCUCGCCAAGCUGGUGUUGGGCAUCGACAUCCAGCUCGAGGGCGAGUCGCAUUCGUCGGUCGAAGACGCGCGUGCCACCAUGGCCGUCUUCCGCAGUCAAAAGUCCAAAUGGGACGAGCAGCUGCGUGCAAAGGGCCACGGCGGAUUCGGUGGCAGCUCCGUUGCCUCGAGGUUGGGCUCGCGUUCGGCACGGCCCAACAAGGUGUGGAAGGCCCCUGUUGACGGCCAAGCCGUCGACCCCGCUUCGCCUGCACUCGACAAGCGACCCUUCUCCACUGCGGGCGACAACAGUCUCACCGACACCGUGCGUCUCAAACCGCGCAUGGCCGCCCAGGCCGACUGGUGGAAGGAGUCCAUCUGA
This is a messenger RNA of Moesziomyces antarcticus, 1488 nucleotides long. Its product is annotated as exonuclease. The record is from RefSeq and is a predicted model, not a curated record. The transcript is spliced from 2 exons. Gene Ontology annotation, biological process: ribosomal large subunit assembly; rRNA processing. Gene Ontology annotation, molecular function: 3'-5' exonuclease activity; nucleic acid binding. Bases 1 to 1488 code for a protein of 495 amino acids. Gene Ontology annotation, cellular component: nucleus. NCBI's taxonomy places the organism in Eukaryota, Fungi, Basidiomycota, Ustilaginomycetes, Ustilaginales, Ustilaginaceae.